AUGGCUAUGCUGGCGUCAAAGUCAUCAUUUCCGGCCGGGCUCGGUGCCGCCCCUCUCGCUCCUGCUCCCCCUCAGCCGGCAAUGGUUCCGCCUCCACGAAGAGCUCCGACGAUGCCCACGGCAGGUGCUUACGGCAGCCCAACCGAGUCCGAAUUCUCCGAACACGAUCCCUCCGAAUCCGUCAAGAACUGGGACGAAGACAAGGUGUGCGAGUAUCUCCGAAGUGUCAAGUGCGGCGAGUAUGAGAAGAUCUUUCGAAAGAACCACAUCAAUGGCGAGAACCUCCUAGAAAUGGACAAGGAAGUCCUCAAGGAAAUGGGCGUCGAGAAAGUCGGCGACCGCGUCCGGCUCUUUCUCAGCAUUAAGAAGCUGAGGACUAGAGCAUAUGCCAACGAAAAGAAGCGGAAUCGGGACUCCUUCGGUGGCCUCGAUAUUCACAUUACCGCUCCUGGUGGCUCGCCCCGGCCACCAAACACCUCCCGAAUGGUGCCCACGUCAGCCACCAACAAGAGAUUCUCAAGACAGAUUGACCCCUAUGGUGGCCUGGACAGUGGCAAGAGCAGCUCCCGACCCAACUCUCCCCUCCCUGGCACCGAGAUUCGGACUAUGCGGGUGCGAGGGAAGCCUUAUGCUACCAGCCCGGUGAACAUGCAGGGGCAGAGGAUAACGGCUUCAACCCCGGGUGAUCCGGCAAACCGUCUGGUAACGACCCAUACCAGGAAUAAUUCCAGUAUGGACGGUUCGCUGAUGGCUGCCUUACCACAGAAUCAAGAAGUUAUCCGCGUCAUCUCAACUGGCGGCGUCACCAAGGUGGUCAAGAUAGCCGACUGCAAUACUUGCGAGGAGGUGAUGCGAGUGACGCUCCGGAAGUUUGCUCUGCGCGAGGACCACGAAAGGAACUACUGCUUCUGGGUCCUGGCUGGCAUUGACCCUGAUCCGAGCCAGACUCGACGACUUGGCGACACGGAACUAUGGCGCAUCAUCAAGGACCAGCGACGCCCGGAGCGGAAUCGACUGAUCCUGCGAAGGGUCCCGGCGGGUGAGCCAGGCGAGGCAGAGUUGCAGCGGGCUGCGGCCAUCGCCAUGGAGGAGGAGCAGCAGAAGCACGCCCGCGCUCUCGAGACAGUCGACAAGCGAAGUCAACUCAAGGUUCAGAAGAUGCUUGGAGAGAAGUGGAACGACCAGCUUCAGUCCCCGCUCUCACCUAUUUCUUACCAAGACCGCGAGCGAAACCUGCACAAUGCAGCCAAGGAUCUAGAGCGACCUCUUUCAGUUGCCGAACAACGGCCAGAACGGCGCAUGCCUGGGGCACUCCGCCAAUUCGGCGGACUUCGUCCUCCUAGCGAGCUGAUUGCAUCUGACCUGACGUCCUAUUUCCCUGAUCAUACCAGAGAGGACAUUGACCGCACGGCCCGGCUUUCUAUGAGACGGUCGACUCGGUUGAGCAAGGUCAAUAGUCGGCUCAGUGUGGCUAGCAACCUCAGCUUUGCCUCUAGUAUUCAGGAUGCACCCCCCAUCCCAACCAUUGCUGACUCGUGGCUCAACGCCAACUCACAACUGGCCAAGAUCAAACCCCGCGAUUCGCACAUCCGACCCCCUCAGAAUGCGUAUAACCGCGACUCGGUGACCUCGUCUAUGCUCGACACGCUUCAGGAGGAAUCGCCGAUAGAGCCAAACCGCAAGUCGUAUGUGUCAUUCACCGAGAGCAGCUCUGACUCGGCCGCUCUGAGCGUGACCGACCCAGAAGGCAACACGACAACGACAAGCUACUACGACGGAGAUAACUCGACGGGAUCUGGCUCUUUCCAGGAGCUACAACAAGCUCUGACAAAUGAUGGCGAUGAUGUCGACGAGGAGCUGCAGAGCUUCUUGGCGGGCGAGUCAUGGGGCGAUGACAAGUGGAUGAAGGGCGCGCUUAUCGGCCAAGGAUCGUUUGGCAGCGUGUACCUGGCUCUGCAUGCUGUGACUGGUGAGCUUCUUGCCGUCAAGCAGGUCGAGACUCCUGCCCCUGGCGCCAACAGCCAGGGCGACAACCGCAAGAAGAGCAUGAUUGAAGCGCUCAAGCGAGAGAUUAGUCUGCUCCGCGAUCUUCGACAUCCCAAUAUCGUGCAGUAUCUGGGCUGCAGCUCGUCUGCGGACUACCUCAACAUUUUCCUCGAGUACGUUCCUGGUGGUUCGGUGCAGACCAUGCUCAACUCAUAUGGAGCUCUGCCGGAGCCGCUGGUACGAAGCUUUGUUCGACAGAUCCUGACGGGUCUCUCGUACUUGCACAACCGAGAUAUCAUCCACCGCGACAUCAAGGGAGCCAAUAUCCUCGUGGACAAUAAGGGAACCAUCAAGAUUUCGGAUUUUGGCAUCUCGAAGAAGCUGGAGGCAUCCAACAUUCUGAGUGGGGCGAAUAAUAACAAGCAUCGGCCGUCACUUCAGGGGUCCGUUUUCUGGAUGGCCCCUGAAGUUGUCAAGCAGACAUCAUACACCCGCAAGGCAGACAUUUGGUCACUGGGCUGCCUCGUGGUGGAGAUGAUGACUGGCAGUCACCCUUUCCCCGACUGCAGUCAGCUCCAGGCCAUCUUCAAGAUCGGAGGUGGCAAGGCGGCGCCUACGAUCCCCGAACACGCUAGCGAGGAGGCUAAGGAGUUCCUCGGACAGACGUUUGAGAUCGACCACAACCUGCGGCCGAGCGCGGAUCAGCUGAUACUGAGCCCGUUCUUGGUCCCCAUCACCUAA
Messenger RNA from Fusarium keratoplasticum, 2727 nucleotides. RefSeq lists its product as uncharacterized. Gene Ontology annotation, biological process: signal transduction; protein phosphorylation. The record is from RefSeq and is a predicted model, not a curated record. Gene Ontology annotation, molecular function: protein binding; protein kinase activity; ATP binding. Bases 1 to 2727 code for a protein of 908 amino acids. The transcript is spliced from 2 exons. Lineage: Eukaryota; Fungi; Ascomycota; Sordariomycetes; Hypocreales; Nectriaceae.